Molecule: messenger RNA, 2294 nt
Organism: Anolis sagrei ordinatus
Lineage: Eukaryota; Metazoa; Chordata; Lepidosauria; Squamata; Anolidae
Source: RefSeq, a predicted model, not a curated record
GGGGUGCAUCUACACUGUAGAAUGAAUGCAGUGUGGCACCGCUUUAACUGUAUUGGCUCCAUGCGAUGGGAUCCUGGUGAGACAACAGCAGAGGAAGCCAAAGACCUUGUAAAAUGACACAUACAGCGAGUGAUGGCAGUCGAAGCGGUUAACCAUGGCUGCUUCCAGCCUUAGCCGAUAUUGUUAUUUUGGACAUCACGGGAUCUUCCCAAGGAUGCAGAUGAGAUGCUCAAGAAAAGCCUCAAGUUUGUGGAUCAACAGUAGCUCUCCUUGCAAAAUGACAGCAAAGACGAUAAGGCCACUGACGAGACCGAUGCUUAAGCCACCUACCAUCAAUUCCUUGACCAAGAGAAGUCUCCAUACCACCCAGCUUCGUCUCCAGGAAGUGAUGCUUACUAGUGAGCGAUAUGAGGUGCAGAGGUUGCCCUUUGCCCAUGUGUCUGAUGCUGACCUGUCUUUCUUUGAACGUCUUAUGCCUGGCAGAGUUGUUACAGAUGUAGAUGAACUGGAACUCUUCAAUGUGGAUUGGUUGAAAUCAGUGAGAGGCUGCAGUAAAGUGUUGCUGAAACCACAGACAACGGUGGAAGUAUCUGAGAUUCUCAGGUAUUGCAACGAGAGGAACCUGGCUGUGAAUCCCCAGGGAGGUAACACUGGCCUUGUUGGGGGCAGCGUCCCUGUCUUCGAUGAGAUCAUUCUCUCCACGGCUCUUAUGAAUCAGGUUAUCAGCUUCGACACUGUUUCAGGGAUCUUGGUCUGUCAAGCUGGCUGCAUUUUAGAAAACCUCAACAAGUAUCUGGAGGAGUUUGACUUCAUUAUGCCCCUUGACCUAGGAGCAAAGGGCAGUUGCCACAUUGGAGGAAAUGUAGCUACAAACGCCGGUGGCUUGCGACUCCUGAGAUACGGCUCUCUCCGGGGGACAGUUCUAGGAUUAGAAGUGGUGUUGGCGAAUGGUUCCCUUCUGAAUUGUUUGACAUCUUUGCGGAAGGACAACACUGGGUAUGACUUGAAGCAGCUUUUCAUUGGGUCAGAGGGGACGCUGGGGAUCAUUACUGCGGUGUCCAUCCUCUGCCCACGGAAACCCAAGGCUGUGAAUCUUGCAUUUCUUGGUUGUCACAGUUUCUCCCAAGUCCUGCAGACCUUCACAACUUGUAAAGGGAUGCUGGGUGAGAUCCUGUCUGCCUAUGAGUUCAUGGACAGUGAAUGCAUGAAGCUGGUGGAAAGACACUUGAAGCUGGCCAGUCCAGUGGCAGAAAGCCCUUUCUAUGUGCUAAUUGAGACUUCAGGCUCCAAUUCAGCCCAUGAUGAAGAAAAACUGAGCCACUUCCUGGAACACGUAAUGGCCUCCGAUUUGGUCAUAGAGGGAACGCUGGCUUCUGAUGAAACAAAGAUAAAGGCACUGUGGGCUUUACGGGAGCGGAUCACAGAGGCCCUGACAUUCGAUGGAUCUGUUUACAAAUAUGACAUUUCCCUCCCUGUGGAGAAACUCUAUGAUCUUGUGACCGACAUGAGGGAACGUCUGGGCAGAAGUGCCAAGAAUGUGGUGGGCUAUGGCCAUCUAGGAGAUGGAAACUUGCACCUGAACAUCACAGCAGAGUCCUACAGUCAUUCUCUCCUGGAUGCGAUUGAACCCUAUGUGUAUGAAUGGACUUCCAAGUACCAAGGAAGCAUCAGUGCAGAACAUGGCCUGGGCUUCAAGAAGAAGCAUUAUAUCCAUUACAGUAAACCUCAGGAGGCUGUCCUUCUUAUGCAGCAGUUCAAGACCAUGUUGGAUCCCAAAGGAAUCCUAAACCCUUACAAGAUGUUACCGGCAAAGACAACUUGAUGUGAUAGAACCUAAGGAUAGAACCUCUUGUAGGGAGAUUUUUUUUUUUUUGCUUCAUUUGUAUAACUAGCUACAGACAAAUUGAAAAAGAAGAGUUUUUUUUCUGGGGUGAAGAAAGUUGCAUUGUCUUCCCAUUAUUGUCUACCACUUGCUCUAAAUUGUCUGGAAAGGAAGGUCGUUUGUAGCUUUAGGCACCCAAUUUUCUAAGCAUUUUACCUUCGAGGCCUCAGACCUGUCCUUAUUUUUAAGGUGUGAUACUCCAGAUGUUACUGGAUUCUAACACCCAUCAGCCUCAGCCACUUCCUACAGCCAGAAGUGAUGUGAUUUUUUACCUUAAUCCACACUGUAUUAUUUAAUUUUUAAUUUUUGUAUUGCGCUUUUUAAACUAUGACCAAAGUGUGGGAUUGUUAGCUGCCUUGAGUCCCCAAGGGGAGAAAGAUGGCUUACAAAUAAAUAAUAACAACAACAAUAA